UUUACUUAGUACGAAAAGUCGUCGUAAAGCCAUACUGACUAUCUGUUGACAAUCUGAGUUACGCCAGAUACCAGCCAGACCGGAUGCCCGAAUCCAUACAGGUGUACCUUUGACCUCGCAAUCAUUCGCAAGAAGAUUUGUUGUAAAUUCAUACGUAUAUUACAUUCAACAUAUUUUUAAAUAUAUUUAUUUUCAUACUACAAAUUAUUCAAAAUAAUAUUUUUUAUUUAAACUUGAAAAAACACACCAUUUUUUCUCUCAAAAUGUUUAUAGUUGGUUGUUCAUCUUCAGGGAGAUUCAAAAUGGAUUAGAGGCUCACAAUACGUUGUGCAACUACUAAUCAAUCAGCAUAAAAUACACAAUUUUAUUGAGUCUAAAUGCUUAGUUUAACUACUGGGGAUUUAUGAUGUCAUUUCAUGGAGCAUAUUGGUUUUCUUUCUAUCUUUUUUUAUCUUUUUUUUUCUUUUUUUUUUAGGUUUCAUUUCUUUCUUUCUUUCAUCAAUAAUUGGCCUGUUCUUUGUUCGUAGCUUAAAAUACUAAAACAUAAACUUUUGAAAAGAUUAAAAAAUUAUGUUUAGUUUGAUUGAUGGGGAGGUAAAUUUGCGCUGAUUACUUUUAAUGACAGGGGGAUUUGCGCUGAUUGCGGUCUUGCAUAGAUUCAUCAAUGCUACUGUACAUAAAACACACGUGGACACUGCAUGCAGAUGACCGACAGUAAGCUUUAAUAUCUGUGUUUUGAUUGGUCCGCGGUGAUGUUUGUCAACUGCACGUGUAUCCAAUGAAAUCAUUGUAUCAAAUGAAAUCACUGGUUCAAAAGCAACCUGUCUUUAUCCUUGCAGAUGAAUACAGGGGACCAGUCUUUAACUUGCUGUAAAAGUUGUGCAUUGGAAGCCAAGUCAGAUAAAAAUAAUGAGAAUGUUUUAUUGUGAUUGACAAAAGAGUAGUCAUCGCCAAGCUACACAUACGAUUAUUUACAGUCAUUUCAUUAUACAAGUCAGUAGCGAAAAAUCCAUUCGCGUUACAAGUUAUCAACAACUAUAUUUGUCUACAACACUAUUCAAAGCAGGAUUCAAAAUCAGUAUGUUUCUCGUCAACCUCGUUCGCCUGCUUCUGCUGGUCGGUGUGUUGUAUGAAUCUGGGGUUGAUGCAACUGAGCAACUGAGGGAACAACCAAGUGAACUUCGAGAAACCAUUAAAUCCGUUGUUGAAACGUUGUCUAAGUACAGCCUGGAACGUAAUACGGAAGGCGUCAUGUCUGUGGUUGAUCCGGAUGCCAAGCUUUUGAUGGACGGUUAUCCAGCCUUUGUUGGACUCGAAGAGAUACGAACCAUCGUGGAGGUUUUCUCUGAGAGAGCAUCUCACAUCGAAGUAAACUUCAAAGUGGUGGAACCUAUGGAUAAAGAUGCGAAUUUAGUGUACAGUUUGUUUCAUUUCGAGUUUCUCAACGAGUUGGGUGAAAAGUACGUCGGUGCUACUCAAGUGACUAUCUUCAGAAAGAAUCCAGAUGGGUACAAGUACUACAUAGCAGACGUCAACAAACAUAACCAACCAGCUUAAAGUGGCGCCCUCUAUCAUGCACGGUGUGUCAACCAGGGGGUUGCACUUGGGUGUCCGUCACGAUGGGCAUAAAUGCUGUUUCGGACCCCCCCCCC
Molecule: messenger RNA, 1652 nt
Organism: Asterias rubens (European starfish)
Lineage: Eukaryota; Metazoa; Echinodermata; Asteroidea; Forcipulatida; Asteriidae
Exons: 4
Coding region: 1081-1557 (158 amino acids)
Source: RefSeq, a predicted model, not a curated record